Cucurbita pepo subsp. pepo (vegetable marrow) is the source of this 1878-nucleotide messenger RNA. It is a transcript of the gene MRL7-L, whose product is annotated as Thioredoxin superfamily protein. Gene Ontology annotation, biological process: chloroplast organization; regulation of DNA-templated transcription. NCBI's taxonomy places the organism in Eukaryota, Viridiplantae, Streptophyta, Magnoliopsida, Cucurbitales, Cucurbitaceae. Gene Ontology annotation, cellular component: chloroplast stroma. The record is from RefSeq and is a predicted model, not a curated record.
UUGGGGUUCUGGGUUCUGAGGGGUUUUACAGAGAAACUCGAUACCCAUUUCAGCUUCGUUUUCAGUUCUUAUCCAUCUCUCCUAUGAACCAACGCUCUUCGCUUCUCCUUCCUUCUUUAUACUUCUUCUCCUUCCUUCUUUAUACUUACUUCUUCUCCUUCUCAAGUUCUACGCUUCCUUUGUAUGCUAACUAAGUUUGUUUGCCGAAGUUGAAGUUCCAUUUAGCCAUAACCAACUGGAAAUCCAGACUUUCAUUUACAACUCUGGAAUUUCUUUAUUGUUGUAUCCUGAACCCUAUUCCCAAGCAAUACUUGAGGUCGUAAUCUUGUAGAAAUGGCGCUGCAACAUACACUACGUUUACCCUUUCUGGUUUUGCCUUCUUCUAAUUGCCGAUUCCAAGGGGGUGCUUUCGCUUUUGCGCCCACCAAUUCGCAACCCAGCGAUGCUUUCGCUUCAUGGAGGUUGAAGUCUUCUUAUCCUUCAUCCACCGCUUCGGUGAACUUGUCUUUCCUGGGUAGUUAUUUUAGAAGCAGCCCUCGAAGGGCCUACAAAACUGCUGGAUCCCUCUGGUCAGGUGAUGGAAAGAAGAAAAAGGGACAAGCAGAUACGGACUCCGAUGAGGAAGAUGAUUCUUCUUCAGCAGAGCAGCAAGACCUUGAGCCUAUGGAUGUAGAAGAGAGACGGGAAUGGAGGGAGAAGAUUAGGGAAGUGAUUGAUAUGAACCCCGAUGUUGAGGAGGAGAUGGACAUCAUGGAAAGGAGAAGGAAGAUGCAAAAGCUUCUAGCUGACUAUCCUCUUGUUGUGGAGGAGGAAGAUCCUAAUUGGCCCGAGGAUGCUGACGGUUGGGGUUUCAACUUGGGUCAGUUUUUUGAUAAGAUCACCAUCAAAAAUAAGAAAAAGGAUGAUAAAGAUGAUGAUGAUGAUAAAGAUGACACUGAUGAUGAAGUAGUUUGGCAAGAUGACAACUACAUUCGUCCAAUUAAGGACAUAGCAACUGCUGAAUGGGAGGAGGCUGUAUUUAAGGACAUUAGUCCACUAAUCAUUCUUGUACAUAAUCGCUACAAAAGGCCAAAGGAAAAUGAAAAAAUUCGCAAGGAGCUAGAGAACGCCAUCCACAUAAUAUGGAAUUGCAAUCUGCCUUCGCCAAGAUGCGUUGCUGUUGAUGCUGUUGUUGAACGCAACUUGGUCUCUGCUCUUCAAGUGUCUGCCUUUCCAGAGAUUAUCUUCACUAAAGCAGGGAAGAUUUUAUACCGUGAGAAGGGAUUUGUAAGUGCAGAUGAGUUGUCGAAAAUAAUGGCGUUCUUCUACUAUGGAGCAGCUAAGCCACCAUGUUUAAGUGACGUUAGGGAUUAUCAGGAGGCGAUCCCAUCAGUUUCUGUUGAUGCCUGAUUAUGCCAUAGGAGGAUAGGCAAAGUAUAUGCUCUUUUUGGUCUGUUGUAGAUGAGGAGUUUCAGCAAUCGGUUUGUUGGGGCAAUCUUUUUUGUAUUGAAAGGCCAAUGUUCUUUGUCUUUUAGUCCUGCAACUUCAUGAGCUGUUCAAGGCUAUUACCGAAAUAUGAAAUGUAUCAUAGCUUAAGAUGACAUAGCGACAAGAGCAGGUGCUCUUCUGGAUUCAAAAUCUUGUUGGCGAUGAGUGAUGAUGCCUUCGGUUAGUGACCAUCAACCAACGUCGUUUCCAUGGAAAAGGUAAUCUUUUUCAGGCAUCUCUUAACAUUUGCAGACUCUUUCUACGUGCUAAUUUGCAUACAUUGUAACAUCUUCUCGAGUCCACCCUUGUAUGAAAUUUAUGAAAUUCUUUGAUACCGUUGUUGCAUCAUUUUAAUUUAACAAUCAGCUAAAAUAAUCACAUGCAGCUUGGCUAAGUUCUAAGUUCGAGGCA